AUGCGUCAACAACAUGUUAUGCUUUUAUUUCAUGAGAGACAUACCAUGGAGGUAAAAAGAGAAGGAGUCACAGCCAAGCUUAGAUCAGAGGUACCAGGAUGGUCGCCGCUGUUUGUACAUAGAUCAGGGAGUUUAUUUGCCGAACGGAUCAAGGAGGACAGUUUCCUCUUAGCGCAGGAGUUCAACGUAAAAUGUCAUUAUCUAACUGCCGACUUACUUCAGCGGUCUGAAAUUGAGAAUCUGUGUAAAAAUAAAAUUGCGGCUUUAUAUCCAGAUGGAGUUGAUAUUCUCGUUAACAACGCAGGCUUCGGUGUACAUGCUCCACUAGAGAGCUUUCCAGUUGAUAAGUGGGAUGAAAUAAUUCAGCUCGAUUUAACAGCACCGUUUGACUUGGUGCGUCUGACUGUUGGAGCCAUGAAAAAGAAAGGGUGGGGUCGUAUUAUAAAUAUAUCCUCUAUACUUAGCAAGAAAGUGGUGAAGACCUUUGUAGCAUAUAACUGUGCAAAACAUGGUCUUGACGGAUUGACAAAAACAGUGGCAAAUGAUUGCUUUGGUACUGGUGUAACCUGUAACUCUAUAUGUCCUGCCGUAGUUCAAACAUCUAUGAAUACAAAGAGGAUGGAGGCAAGAGCUGAAGUAGAUGGGAUACCCGCUGAAGAAAGUGAAGCACUUUAUUUAAAAGCAAUGAACCCAUCUGGCCAGUAUGUAACUGUUGAGCAGAUUGCAGAAGUCGCAGCUUUUCUUUGCACACCGGCAGCAGACCAAAUAACUGGUGCAAGUAUACCGGUAGAUGCCGGCAAGUGGGCUGAGUAA
Saccoglossus kowalevskii is the source of this 813-nucleotide messenger RNA. RefSeq lists its product as uncharacterized. Gene Ontology annotation, molecular function: oxidoreductase activity. The record is from RefSeq and is a predicted model, not a curated record. NCBI's taxonomy places the organism in Eukaryota, Metazoa, Hemichordata, Enteropneusta, Harrimaniidae.